AUGUUGAGGUCUCCAAGUGGCUACAGCUCGUCAAGCGCAGAUCACAUCGAAGGUGCCGUGAACAACUGCCUGAGGGGACUGGGCAGAUCCCGAUGCCUUGUGGUCACUUCAGGUGCUCGUUGGACAGGUCGACAGCCAAGCUUCCCUGGUGCUAAGGUUCUUCAGAUUGACUGCAGGCAUUUCCAUGAUCCUGACAGCGACAGAUCGAUCCGAGGUUGCACUGGACGACAUCCUAGCAUUAUCCGAGGAGUUGCACUUCAUGAGGCAAUGAAUGACCUCGUUGAGCAGGUGACAGAUUUCUUGAGGGCUAACCCGAAUGGGAAGCUCGUGAUCCACUUGUACUGCACCAGUGGUCGUCAUCGCAGUGUUGGAUUGGCAGCUUUGAUCUACUACUUCUUGGACGUGACUGAUUGGAGGAAGCCUUUGCUGAUCCAUUAUCACAGCCCGGAGUGGCGUGAGAUGACUUGUGGAGGUCAUUGCAGUCUUUGUGCAACAGCCGACACCAGAGAGCUUGGAAACUUGAUGAACAGGCAUCUUCCUGACGUGCGUGUUGUGGAUGUGGAUGAACCUGAUAGGGCCUACUACAACGGCGACGAGAUCUAUCCCCACGUUGACACCAUCCAGGACUAUGCCAGUUCCAGUCCGUGUAUGUUCCAGCAUAUCCACCUCCAAGCCGUAGUGCUGGAGACUCAUCUCGUGGAGGAGCACAUCACGAAGGAGACGAACGAGGCCGUGAUUAUGGAGGACAAGACCGACCAGAAGAAGAUCCUCUUCGAGCGGCAGGCGUGGUCGGCGAUCUCGAAGCAGCCACCGAUUCGACACCCAUGUGAUGAGUCUCAGCGUCAGCGACUUGAGAGGGAACUCCGCGACAUCUUGAACGACAACAGCGGAGACCCAUAUCGCUGGAAUGUCGAUGAAGACAUCCUUUCUUGGAUCAUCUCUUCUGCAAAACUGUGGGGAAACAGAGAUCGGGUGAUCUGGAUUACAGACCCCAGCCUUCCUCAUGAGGAGCAGCAGCAGCAAGGCAUCAGGGUGGACAUCAAGCUCAGAUCCCACGUGAGGAGCACUUUGAUUUCAGGUGGCAAAUGGAUGAAUCGACAGGGUUGGGUGAAAUCGUCAUUGUAUCGACCACGUGAUUCCGCAGGAACAUUGUGGAACAGACUUCAACGGGAAGAAGCUGUUGGAGAGAACGUCGAUCUCCCGACUACUUGGGCCGAUUUGGUGAUCUUCUCACAUCGAGACGUGCGCCCGCGAGCAUAUACGGGGCGCGUGGUUUUGUUGUCAGGUGAUCAGGGUUUUGAGGGCAGUAUCGCACCAAAACCGGAGCCCCAAAACGCACCAAAAACGGAGCCCCAAAAGAGCCAGAAAUAUGUCCCCAAAACAAAAGUCCAUUCGCAGAGUCGAAAGAAUCCUCCAACUCCACCACAGCCAAGUCGGUUUAUGAUUUGUACAGAUGAUGACAUGUUCAAGGGAAACCCCAAGAUUCAGACCCCGAAAGAUGAGUCAACCGACUAUAGCACAAGUUCAUCCGAUGAGAGCCCUGUUGCCAAACCUGUGAAAAGCAAAUCCUCCAAUGGAAAGCCUUGUCAUGAGAAAACCCCCAAGGAUGAAGUGAUCAUCAAAACCGAACCCGGUGAUGUACUGCCAGUUGGACUCAUGGCCAGAGAUCCAGAUGGUCCCAACAUGCAUGAAGUUGUUCUGGACUCUGACACCGAUGUUGAAGUGCAUGAACAUGGUCCAAUUGCCAUCCAACCCAAUUAG
This is a messenger RNA of Cladocopium goreaui, 1761 nucleotides long. The record is from the annotation of a GenBank genome assembly. NCBI's taxonomy places the organism in Eukaryota, Dinophyceae, Suessiales, Symbiodiniaceae.